AUGUCUAAAAUGAUAGACAUGACCAGGCUCCACCAGGCUGUUGCUGUGGGGGACUACAGUACGGUGAGCAGGAUUCUAAAGAAGGGGCUUUAUAAUCCAAACCACAAGGAUAGAGACUGGAAUGACCGGACUCCACUUCAUUGGGCUGCAAUUAAAGGACAUGUUGAUUUAACAAAGCUUUUAGUAGCCUAUGGAGCCAGGCCUUGUUUGGUUACUGAUGUUGGUUGGACCCCAGCACAUUUUGCAGCUGAAUCAGGCCAACUGGGAGUGCUCAAAGCCCUACAUGUACUACAUGCUGCUAUUGAUGCCCCAGAUUUUUUUGGAGAUACUCCAAAGAGGAUAGCACAGAUUUAUGGACAGGAAGAAUGCAUGGCAUUCCUAGAGAGAGCUGAAGUGGAAUGUCAAGCUUAUCGAUUAAUGGCCCAAGAGAAGGGGCUGCCAUUGGAUCAGAAAGAUGAAGAAUGGGAACUCAAGAAACAAGAACUGGAAGAGAGUCUCCCUUCUCUGAAUCCAAACAAAAAUGAAAAAAAGAUUAAGAAAUCUAAAGGCCCCCACAAGAAGACUCCACGUGGUCAGGCUCAUUUACACUGA
This is a messenger RNA of Gracilinanus agilis (Agile Gracile Mouse Opossum), 591 nucleotides long. It is a transcript of the gene ANKRD66, whose product is annotated as ankyrin repeat domain 66. The transcript has 3 exons. Bases 1 to 591 code for a protein of 196 amino acids. Gene Ontology annotation, molecular function: protein binding. The record is from RefSeq and is a predicted model, not a curated record. NCBI's taxonomy places the organism in Eukaryota, Metazoa, Chordata, Mammalia, Didelphimorphia, Didelphidae.